Messenger RNA from Paramecium pentaurelia, 461 nucleotides. NCBI's taxonomy places the organism in Eukaryota, Ciliophora, Oligohymenophorea, Peniculida, Parameciidae. The record is from the annotation of a GenBank genome assembly.
UAAUGUCAAAGAAAACUUUUAAGAAAUCUGAAGGUACAUCUCUUGUAUCUAUUAUUGGUGAUGAAGUACUCAAAUAUUAUUUAUUUUUUAAGGAUACUGUUACAGGAUUUCUAUUAACAGGCAUUGGAGAAAAAAAUAUUAAAGGAGAAACUAAUUUUUUGGUUGUAGAUUCAAGUAUUUAUAAUCAUUAUUUCUCGAAACCGAUCCUAAAUUGAUUGAAACUACUUUUUAGAAUUUCUUGAAGCAUCCUAAUAUAGCAGUCAUCCUUGUUACAUAAUUCGUUGCUGAAAAUUAUCUUAGACAUAUUAUUAAUUAAUAUGAUUCCAUUUUACCUACAAUUCUUGAAAUUCCUAGCAAAGAAUAUCCAUAUGAAGCAAAGAAAGUAUUAAAUCAGAUUAUAAUAUCAGGAUACAAUUAUUCAAAGAGCUCAUAGAUUAUUGUAUGGUACAGAUAUUUAGUGA